Molecule: messenger RNA, 4387 nt
Organism: Catharus ustulatus (Swainson's thrush)
Lineage: Eukaryota; Metazoa; Chordata; Aves; Passeriformes; Turdidae
Gene: ARHGAP40
Product: Rho GTPase activating protein 40
Exons: 15
Coding region: 76-2067 (663 amino acids)
Biological process (GO): regulation of actin filament polymerization; signal transduction; regulation of small GTPase mediated signal transduction
Cellular component (GO): cytoplasm
Molecular function (GO): GTPase activator activity
Source: RefSeq, a predicted model, not a curated record
UCCUGCGGUGCGCAGCCGGCGGUGACAGGAGCGGACAGCACGGACGGACAGACUGACCGCCCUGCUCCGGCUGGCAUGGACAAACACGGCUGCAGGACGGGCAGGGACAGGCCCCGGGGGGUGCUGGCCCCGGGCCGGGCAGCCAGCUGUGCCCAGCUGCUGGGCAGCACCAGACAUUGCCCUUGGAAAAUGAACCAGCUUCCUCCGAAGAGUCCUGCGGCAUCCCCGGCGUCAGAGAGCACAAAUUCCAGGGUAGAGGCCUUGGACAACUUGUCAAUGGACAGUUUUUGGCUGGAAGUAGAGAACAUUAAACAGAGCACUGAAGCCGAGCAGGAGGAAUGCAGCCUUGCAGAUGUCAAAACACAGGAGGAGGGAGAAGCCGAGGCCGAGUGGCUGCAGGACGCGGGGCUGUCGGAGCUGCUGGGGGAGCCGGGCCCGGAGCAGGACAGGCUGGUGCUGCUGUCCACGCUGACCAGGACGCAGGCUGCGGCCGUGCAGCGCCGGCUGGACACCUACAGCCGCUCCCGCCGCAGGAGGAACAAGCAGCCCGUGCGCCACGUGCGCGACAUCUUCGCGGUGAGCGCGCAGGACACAGCAGCAGAGAAAGAGGAGUCCAGCCCAGAACCACUGUGGCACAAUCUACGGACUUCAAACACUCAGAGAACAGAAACCCAGGAUUAUUCCUGCACAGUUCGAAACCCUGGGAAAGAGGAGAUGUUCAACAUGGAUGUUGCCUACUCAGAGCAAGCAGCUGUCCUGCUCAAGGGAUCCUUCCUGUCUGAAUCCAGGAAGUUAAAGGAUGGAAAUUCCCUAACUAGAUUUAAGAUCCUGAAGGGCAGACUAGGAGUGACCAGGAUUGGAGAUCUGUCAGCUCAGGACAUGAAGAAGAUCCCCACAUUGGCCCUCAUUGAACUUACAGCUCUCUGUGAUAUCCUGGGCUUUGAGUUGAAGAGAAACAAAGCAGCAAAACUGAAAACAACAGAGAAGAGACUUUUUGGAGUUCCACUCAACACCCUGCUGGAAAAUGACCAAAAGCUGCUGCCCAACACCAAGGUCCCUCUGCUACUGCAGGCACUGCUGUCCUGCCUGGAGAAGAGAGGACUGGAAACAGAGGGCAUCCUGAGAGUUUCUGGGUCCCAGACCAGAAUUAAGAGCCUGGAACAGAAGCUGGAAAGGGACUUCUACAGUGGCCUGUUCCGCUGGGACGAGGUUCACCAGAACGACGUGUCGGGGCUGCUGAAGAGAUUCAUCCGAGAGCUGCCAGCCCCCCUGCUCACUGCAGAGUACCUGCCUGCCUUUGCUGCUGUUCAGAAUAUUCCAGACCUGAAGCAAAGAUUGCAAGCUCUAAACCUCCUGAUCCUGAUUCUGCCAGAGUCCAACAGAAACACUCUGAAGGCUCUUCUUGAGUUUCUCAGCAAGGUGGUUGCCAGGGAAAACAACAACAAAAUGAACCUCUGGAACGUUUCCACAGUCAUGGCCCCAAACCUCUUCAUGCACAAGGGGCUGCCAAACAAGAUCCCCGAGGGGAAGGAGAAGCAGCUGGCGGAGGGGGCGGCUGACGUGGUGCGGAUGAUGAUCCACUACCAGGAUCUGCUCUGGACUGUCUCCUCUUUUCUGGUAGCUCAGGUGAGAAAGCUGAACGAGAGCAGCAGUAAAAGGUACCAGUUCUGCGACAAGAGAAUUAAAAAUUUGCUGCGGAAGAUUCACGCUGAUAAAGACAAAGUGGAAAAGAACCAGGGAGAGCCUUCCAAGAUUGUGAAAGUCCACGCAUCACUGCUCCUGAAGGACUCUCUGGAGGUGCACCUGAACAAUGCAACCAGGGUUGCUGAUGUCUUGAGGCAGUUUCAGAAGAACCUGUGCCAGAAUGGCUGGAAUAUUGUUAACACUGUUAACCUCCUCAAGUGUAACAACUCCAUGGAGUGCACAAACUUGCUCCUGUAUGAAGUGGGAGGCAAUAUUGGUGAACAUUGCCUGGACCCAGACACUUACCUCUUGGACUUGUACCACAUCAACCCCCAUGCUGAGUGGAUAAUUAAACAAAACCCAUCUUAUCCUCGGAUGUUCUGAGGAAAACAUGAGCAAAACAAAGCACUUGGUUGGAGUUUUUUAAAGGUGGAAACAGAGACUUUUCUGUUGUGUCAGAGCAGACACUGUUUGUUUCUUGGAAGGAAAAGCACCUUUAUUAACUGCUUCCAUGGCAGCUGGCAGUGAGAGCACACUGUGCUGACAGGGAUGCUGGAAACAAGCAGCAAUUUUCAUUGUGUAGCAGAGUUUGCAGGGGGAAUGACUGUUCCUGAACAAAAUAUCCCCCAAAACAAACCCUGAAGGCAAAGCUGCCAUGGUUGUGCAGCAAAGAUGGAACAGAAGAAGAAAAAGAUUAUCUUGAAUAUGGUGGAAGACAUUUGUGUAUUCUGGAUUUGCUCUGUUUUGGAGGAGAGACAUCCAAAUGCUGCAGUGGUACUGAGGACAUCCCUUUGGUAAGGCCCAUGGCUGCCUGUGGCAUGACACCAGAAGAGUUUCUGAUCCUGGGCUUCACUAUUAACCUCCUGUUAUGUUCUUUGAAGAAUGAAAAAGUGUGUUUCCAAAAAGGCCAGAUGGGAUGUGACACCAACACACCGUGUACAUCAUGACUGCAGUUAAAAAAAUACAUGCAACACAAGAAAAUAACAUUCUUUGAAAAAAGGUGUGGAAAAUACAGCUGCCUUUCAGAUGUGCAGUGUGGCAGGACAGAUGCCUGUCCCAUACAGCUCUGCUGGUAAUGCAAACCCAAACUGCCAGCAGUGAGGGUAAAACACACAUUUAUUUUGAUGGACAGCCUACAUAUCAACAGACAGCACAGGAAAUAUCCUGGAGUUAAUGUAAGGUUGGUAACCUGACCUGCCCACCUGGACUGAACUUCUUUGUGGAAGAUUCUGUGUGAAUGUGUUGGUUCAAAAGCCAACAAACCCCCUGAGAUGUGAGGGGGCUGAACUGGGCUGAGCCCUGGCUGCACAUUUGUCACACUCAGCUCAGUGUGGUCACUGUGGGCUGGACAGGGGAGGGCAGAGCAGAACUCACACCUUGCUGUGCAUCACCACCAGAGAGGGCUGUGCUGUGGGGUGUUGCUUUCCUUUGUGGUGGUGCUGAAAUACCUCAGUGAGGGGCCCCACUGUGCAGUGGGGAGGGGUGAAACACUCAGCCUGUGUGGAAAUGUGGAUGUCUUUCUCUAAAUACUGUUUUUAAACACGGUUGGAUAUUUAUUCAUGUGGCAGAAGCAGGGCUGCCCUGCAAGUGUGUACUCAAAGUAUUUCAUUUGCCAAAUCCCAGCUGCACUAGUGACAAUCUCCAGUAUUAUUUCUUCUGUUAGAUGAGUUUGUUUCCAUUACAAUCUGAAUUUUCCCUCCUCUCCUUUUUUUCCCCCCAGGAUGAAAUGUAGCUUUCCUUAUUCAUUAUCUCAAACUCCUAGAUUCUGUUGUAAAGGUGCUUCACUCUGUGAUUGUUCUGUCUGUGUGGUUAAAUCCUCUUGGUGGUUAAGAUCCUUGAGGAACAGGCAAGCCACAGUCCACAUUCUUUCCAGCUUUUUGUGAAUUCUGUGUGAGUGGUGCAGAUAUCUUAAAAUUAUUCAUAUACUAGAGAGUCAGUCUAUUCUUUUUGGUUGAGAUGAUGCAGAUGCAUUGACUGGUUGGAUCACCUUCACAGAUGUCUUCUUAAGAACCUGUAAUAGAACCUCCCAACCCUGACCCAGGUAUCAACAAUUCUUGAGGUGCCUCUUUUAUAGGGCUGAAAUUGUGCCUGAAAGAGCCUGAUUCUUUUCCUGGAGAAUGGGUGGUUUAUACCUCUGGAAAGAUCAAGCUGCUUUAAACUGGGGCUUUAAAAACCAAAGGUACCUAUUCAACAUCCCUUCUGGAAUUCUUUGUGGCAGUGAUGGAGUCAAGAUGGAAAAGAACAAAUGCCAGAGAUGUGAUACCCUGAGAAGUACCCAACUCAUAAAGGUGUCACUGUGAACUCAGAGAUCCUUUGCAAGCUGAAUUGCACUCUGCAAAUCACACAAUGCUGCAUUUUUUCACCCCUCAUAUGCUGGUUUAUUAAAUAUUCUGUCCAUAUAUAUUGAGGGGUCAAGACUGCAUCACUGCUGCUGUGAACUACAAAGGAGUGGGGUUUCUUGAACACCAAACAAUGUGAAUCAAUGCUGUGAAAAACAAGGUUAAUGGGAGAUUCUCAUGGGAAAAAUAUGGUUUAAAUAUGACAGGAAAUGUAAAACAAAACAAAUGAACUCUUUCCAGAUGAUGGAUAUGCUUUUAAAUUUUUUUCUCUAUCUUUGUAUCACAAAGUAAGUGUAAAUUUUUCAGUCAGUGAUGUGCAACCCACUCCUGAUGGGUGGGUUUUAUCCUGGGGGUAUUAAAAGCCA